UUGUGACGCGAGCAGCCGCGUCGAAGAACCAUCUCUACUUUGUUCCGACGGUGCAGCUUUAUCCCUUAUUUUUCCGACUGUUUGUUUGAUUGCCAAGCAAAACUGAUUGAAAAUGGGCGCCGGGAGCUCGCGCCCGGACGGGGAGUCCGAUAUCCUGCAUUUAGAAUUAAACAGCUACGAGAUUACCGCCAGUCAGAAGUCCCACCCCCCAGUCUCCAUCACCGGCAAAGUCAACAUCAUCCUGGAUCCCGACGCGAGUGAGAUCAAGGAGUUGAGGAAGUUGAUCGAGCGGGACCCGACGGCCUUGCAGCUCUUUAUCGCGUUCCACGGGAUAGAAACGCUCCAGACCGCGAAUGGAAGCACUGACUAUCCACAGUAAAUUUCCCGUACACGUACAAAUGCGGUCUCUGCAUGACAAAACUUGGCUUCGAUCCUAGUUUAGCAUGGCAAGUUUUACGCUCCAAAUUGGUAGAAUUUGUGAUGCAUCUUGUACAUGUACGGGAAAUUUGUAUUGCAUACUGACGCGACAAACACGAUAAUCAACCUCGAGCACAAGGUGGACUACGAUUUUGGGAACCUGUUAUUGGUGAACAAGCAAAACAAAAAUCGGAGGAAAACGCACUACGCGACGAAGGGUAACACUAAUGUGGAGAAAUACUCCAUCCCCUUUUCGUUCCCCUUACCGCAAAACCAAAUUUUACCCGGUUCGACCUUUUUCUCGUCUGUCGAACAGGGGAUAACGAAGGCCGCAAUCGAGUACAAAGCGAGUGUGGAGUUGCGUGGACCGGUCAACGGGACAAGUCGGGCAACGCAGGUGGUUGGUGGUAGUUCUACCGCUCAGACGGAUAAGUCGGGGAACGUAACGUAUGAGAAAGCGGCUGUACCAAUCAACGUCCACGAGAAAUUGCCAGUGAAACUGUUGAAGCCGGUGGCUGCUGGAAGAUCUUCAAGUGCGGGAGGUGAUAAAGCAGAUUUCACCAACCCCGUGUACAGAAACACCGUUUUGGCUUUGACACAAGACGGUAAAACCGCCAACACAGUGUUCGACGAAGAUGACAUGGUCGGGAAGCCGCUCGGCCGGGACUUAGUAGAAGCGUCGGAGCACAAGCAAACUUGCUGCUCCAGGACUUUUUUCUGCUGCGCGGGAAGAAAUAAUACCAAUGCACAAAAUGCAGCUAUCAAAACGAAGAAACAGAUCGAGAAGGAGAACACAGUGGUACUCGAAUUCACGAAGGUUCUAAACCCUAUUAAACAAGGGGACUCGAUACUACUGGAAGUCCAGAUUUUGAUGGAUGGAAACGCGGACAGGAAGCAGCAGGGGACAUCAAACAAGGGCGCAGAAGAGGCGAAACCCCUAUUGGGGAAGAACAAAAAUGGCCCGAAGAAACGGCUACCGAAGAUUCAGAUGGAAGUGUGGUAUCAAAUGCAAAAAUGUCUGGGUCUGGAAGAAUGCAAGUUUGUCAUGCUUGUCGAGCAUGACUCGAGAAUCUGUGUUGCGUAGGCACGAAGAGGCGCUCUUACCUGUCAUGCAAAAACGCAGUUUGCCAUGCGGAAUACCUAGGACAUGGGAGCCAAAAAAAUUGUCAUGCAUAGCUGCGUAUUGCAGUGCGUCUCCCAUUCACUUUUAGCAUUACAAGUUUCCAGACCCAGACAUAUUUGCAAUGCAUAUGUGGCGGCUGAUCACGAUUUUCCAACCAGAAACGAAGAACGUGAUCCGAAACCAGGAGGUCAUUUUUCGGGACGAAUUAUCCAAGAAAAAAACACCAUCACGAUCACAUUUAGGAGGUUUUGCAUCAAAAAUUUGUGUCGCAUGACAGAUUUUUCUUGUAUUGCAAAAACAUAAAGGAAAAUCGCCUUGAGCUCUUGACUGUCAUGCAUUUCUGCGCAUGACAAAAAUUUUUGUAUUGCAAAAAUGUGCAAAAGUGAUUGUGAUGGUGUUUUUUUCUUGGAUACGAAUUUCCGGAAACGGAAGUUUUCAACAACAUGCGGGAGGAGGUGCUGCUGAAACUGAAUCUUUUUCAGGACAACCAGAAUGCUGGUGAUGACACAACAACAGCUGCUCAGAAGAAAAACAAGAAAAACGCGUCAGCACAACCGACAGGAGCUUCCCAACACAACUUCAGCGAGUCUGUCCCGCCCUCCUCUGCGAGUGGGAAAUUAGUUCAGAUCGAGUACCAGAUUGUUGCGAAAACGAUUGACCAAGCUGCAUUCGCUGCUUCGAAGGGCAAAGAGCUCCAAACGAAGCUUUUACCAGCAAACGAGAAGCAGCUUUCCGCUUAUCUCUGGCAGUUUCCUUGCGUAAUUGUGCCGCGGAGGAUGGCGAAGGGGAGCAAACUGUCCGACCAAGCAGAGCAGCUGGAAUCGAUUUUGCUCCCCGCGGCGAUUUUUCACCAACAGGGGCACAUGAUCACGUCUGCCAUGCCGGGGUUUGACGGGAUGGCGAGCGAUUUUAACUCCGUAGCAGCGGACGACUUGUAUGACUAUGGGAAGAUGGGCACAACCAUGAACAAUUACGGCUACGACAGUGAGAACGGUGUCCCUCUCUCCGCCGCACAGGCAUUUGACAUCGCGUUACUGCAAGGACACAACCAGGAAAUCAUGUCGGGUUUUUACGAAUCCGUCGACACUGGGUUGCCAAGAACGAAAUCCUACAGAAACGACCAGAAUUCUAUUUCUGGAGCACGACAAAUAAGUGGCGGCUCUACUUCAAAUUCUCCGCUGGCUGGAAACCUUCCAGCGACGAAACGAACCAGUGGAAAGACGACCCAGAACAUUUCCGUCAACGCGGGGCUGUACCAGUCGAGCCCGAAUAAUUCGCCGAAGCAACAGUCAAACAAUUCCUCCCGGAAAAACUCGAAGCAAAAUGUAAUUGCAGCAACAGCAGCAGCAGUACCAGCACCCACAACGACGGGCAGAAAUAGCAACAGCCGGAUCCUGGACGUCCGGGGCCCGCAGAAUUUGCCGAAAAAACCGCAAGUAUCAAAUGUAAAAAUGUCUGGGUCUGGAAGAAUGCGCGAUUUGUCAUGCUGCUUUUCAAUGACCCACGAGGUCUGGAAUGCAGGACCUAGCGUGACAGAUUUUGCGAGACCUUUCUAAUGCCUAUCCUGCAUGAGAAACUACCUCCUGACUUGGUCAAAACUGGACGACUUUUGGUAAUCAUGCAACGCAGAUUUUUGCAUGCUGCAGAUUUAGCAUGACAAGUUGCAUUCUUCCAGACCCAGAUAUUUUUACAUUUGAUAACAAGCGUAUGCGAACCAAAUGAUCGAAUCUGCGGAGUUCGGCACCCCAACAAGCGUCUUGGGGUCGCUGCAGUCCUACUCUUAUCCGGAUGCAAACUAUUCCGAUGGAAUGGUAAAUCUCAACUCGUCACUGCAAACCGGGCAUUUUGGCGCCGACGCGCAGUCCAACUUGCCGCUUGGGCGGCAGGGCAGAAACAGCGAGGAGGAGAUGUUUCCUUUUGUCCCAACGGCGAACAAUCUGGCCGUUUCAUCUUCAAGUGGGAGAGGAGGUACUAGCAGGAAACUAAAGGCUGCACUGGAUAAUGAUAAACAGCCGCAGGGAAAGAUCUCCAGGGGGAACACGAAUACGACAACUGGGGCCAAAACUACAAGUAGAAAUUCCGCCGCGAUGAACAAUCUGAAAUCGAAGGACUCCUCCCAAAAUGAGCCUAUCAGCGGCUACCAGGACAUCAUUGCUGACGAUGAUGACAUGCUGGAUUUGGCUUUGAUCAGCCGCGGGGAAACCAUCGGUAGUAGUUCCAGAAACGACGGAUCGAGGGGAACCGACGUGGACGGUUAUGAUAGGAAAAAGCGUUAACGUUAAACGGAAUCUAUGACGCAAUAAGGCACGCAGUAUAGAAUUUAUCUUGCAUUUAUAGCAUUCGGAGUUGUAGUACGCAAAAUUUGUCAUGCAUGACUGGCAUCCGUGACAACCGUUACCGCUAACACUUUUUGGGUUUAUAAAGGUGGUGGGGAAAACACGUCCGCUGACAUUCUUCUAUCCGACAUUCUCACCCGAUAUGCACUGCAAAUAUGUCUGGGUCUGGAAACUUGUAAUGCUAAAAAGGAAUGAUAGACGCACUGCAAUACGCAGCUACGCAUGACAAUUUUUUUGGCUGCCAUGUCUUACGUAUUUCGCAUGGCAAACUGCGUUCUUGCGUGACAGGUAAGAGUCCCUUUUCGUGCCUAUGCAACACAGACUCUCGAGUCAUGCCAGACAAGCAUGACAAACGUGCAUUGCUCCCGACCACCCAGACAUAUUUGCAUUUGAUACCCGAGCUACGGGUGACCUCCUCGCAAACGAGCCCCAGUACAAGGAAAACUUGGAUAUGAGAGUGCACAACUCCCCCUCCCCCUCAUUUGUAUGGCAUGAACAGCAACACAAACACUAGCACACGUGGAGGCUGAGCAUUACAAGCUCCUGCGGCGACUGUAGUACUGUUUGGGCUUUCAUAAUUUGUCAUGCAAACAGCGCUACGAGGCAGCAGCUGGAUUUGGAAUUAUGCAUGACAAAUGAGGGGGAGGGGGAGUUGUGCAUUGUCAUAUUGGAGAAGAACUACGCAAAAGUGUCGAGGGACAAGCUGAAAAUGGUGGACUUCCGGAUCGACGACGAGGUGAAGGAUUUGAUUGGAAACGUCAAAAAAACGCCGACGAGCAAAGCGGGUACAAAUUUCGAGAGGAAACACUCGAGUUUACGGGUGCUCGGCGUGGAGCCGAUCAGAAAAUAUGAUGAGAUGAUCCAGUCGGUCCGGAAAUCACACGUGUGGUAAGCACAAGCAGGAGUAUCUUGUUUCUGUUUUUCAUGUACGAGGCCGUAGUAGUUCUGUUGGUCCCUAUGAUUCCUUUUUGAUGUAAUUGUUUUACUUACCAUGCAUUGCUGUACACGCAUUGAACAUUUUUAGGUUUACCUUUACUGGAAACUAGUUGGCUCACUUUCGACGCAUGUGAAGAUGCAGAACUUUUUCUACGGAUGAAAUUGUCUCUGCAUUGUCCAUGUAUUUUUGGCGUUUUAUCUCUUGUUACUUCUUCGAGACAAUUUCUGUCUCUGCUACUUUUUCAAGUAUACCAUAGAUGUAGUCCUCGCGAAUUCAUGACUAUGACUUAUUUGUAUACAUUUUUCUGUACUACCGUAUUUUUAUGAUUAUGACGACAAAAAUCUAUAAGCGACGAUCCUAUAUGGGUGAAGACCCUGAGGAUCUCUUCCUCUUCUAAUUUUUGAUCAUCCACUUCAUGCACCUAACACCUGCUACAAGUAACAGGACCACGAGGAGCUGGCCUGCUCUUGUAGAUCGUGUGUGGUGCAGCAUAUAUCAGAUUUGUUCUGUGGCAUUCAUCAAAGGCUUUGCUGGAUAGCGUUGCGGCUGGUGCUGACCAUACCAUUAUGACUGAAUCCUGACGAGAAGCAAAACUUCAGUGCGCAGCAGACAGGACACGGUUUCAAUCUGAUACAAAGUUGAUUUUUGUCGCAAUU
Molecule: messenger RNA, 5469 nt
Organism: Amoebophrya sp. A120
Lineage: Eukaryota; Dinophyceae; Syndiniales; Amoebophryaceae
Source: the annotation of a GenBank genome assembly